AUGGCCGCUUCCUCCACCGCCACCGCCACCGUGUUGGAGCCUGGUGAGAGCGCAACCUCCACCCAUACCGAGCAUUGGCAACCCAAGCUCCACUUGCCCUCCUCCCAGCUCUCCCUCGUCCCACCCUCAGCCCACCACCUCCGGCGCAGGCGCCGACGACCGGCUCGAGUCCUCCGCCUCUUCCACUCCUUCUGCCGCACCCUCCCCAUCUUCACCCCCAAGUGCAAGCUUCCCGAUCCCUGUCGCAUCGCCACCUCCUCCCCCGCAGUCAUGCCCACCAUCGCCUGCACCCCUGCCACCUCCCUCAUCGGCCCCGACCACCGUGGCCGCCGCCACCACGACCUCAUCACCGGCACCAUCUUCGGCUACCGCAACGGCCGCGUGUCCUUCUCCCUCCAGGAGAACCCCCGGUGCCUGCCCUCCCUCGUCAUCGAGCUGGCCAUGCACACGCAUGCUCUUCUACGUGAGAUGAGCGCCGGCAUGGUACGCAUUGCCCUCGAGUGCGAGAAGAGGCCAGUGGAGCACAGCAAGGAAAGCAACUCGCAGUUAUCGUCGAAUCUCAUGGACGAGCCACUCUGGGCCAUGUUCUGCAACGGGAAGAAGAGCGGGUACUGCGUACGGCGAGAGGCCUCGGAGGAGGACCUGUCGGUGAUGGAAACGCUGCGGCCGGUGUCCAUGGGGGCCGGCGUGCUACCGGGAAGGUCCGAGGAGGAGGGUCCCGAUGGGGAGAUAGCGUACGUCAGGGCCGGGUUCGAGCACGUCGUCGGGUCGACAGACUCCGAAACGCUGUACAUGAUGAGCCCCGACGACUAUAACGGUCCCGAUCUCACCAUCUUCUUCGUUAGAUUGUGA
This is a messenger RNA of Musa acuminata subsp. malaccensis (wild Malaysian banana), 852 nucleotides long. RefSeq names its product protein MIZU-KUSSEI 1-like. Gene Ontology annotation, biological process: hydrotropism. Lineage: Eukaryota; Viridiplantae; Streptophyta; Magnoliopsida; Zingiberales; Musaceae. The record is from RefSeq and is a predicted model, not a curated record.